CUAUCCGAGACGCUCGCACUCGUAGUUGGAGCACCUCGCCCUGCCACGAGCGUCCUACGAGCAUGUCGCACGCAGCGCGGAGCUACGCCAGCUGGAUAUCUGCCCUGGUCUUCGUGGCCAUUACCUCCUCGUGCGUGACUUGGCUAAGCGUUCAGAGGAAUAAGGUGGCCCACUCUGAACACUGCUCUGAGUUUAAGCCCAGAAGAGGCAUUAUCAAUGGUACUUUUCUGGACAAGUUGUUGAGAGACUAUCAGAACGUAUCCAGAAAAGCACACGGCCUGUUUAAAGUUUACAAGCCCAAGAAUAGCAGCCUGGCCGGAACGGAGGAGAUCAACAUCGGUGAGAACGCAGAAGACCACGAGAAAGACCGCCUGGUUUGGGCCGAGGAGUUCCACGCCAGCAACAUAGUCCUGAACUCAAGCAAUAAGUGGAUCAGUGUGAAGGAGAGGGGCGUUUACCUGAUCUACCUACAGGUGACAUUCGACCUCAAUUUAAUCAACGACUCUGUAGAUCUCGAGCUCAUCGUGGAUUUUGCAUGGAAUGACAAUGGCAGCCAAGAGUUUGCUGCCGUCUAUGAUACUCGGAAACACACCAAAAAGAACGAAGAAGCUCAUCUCAGCACCUUCCUGCUGCUGCACAUGAAUGCACAGGACAGGCUGGCGGUACGGGCGAACCCCAACGACAAGAUCCAAUACACUGACACUCGACCGAUUACCAGCUACAUCACCAUCGUUAAGUACGCUGACUGGUAGAUUCUGAGGCUGAGAAGAAACCAAACUUCAAAUCUUCAGCUUCUCCAACUGAGCACCUCGACUGAGUUAUUGAAUUUUAUUUAUAUCAGCUCCUGUUUUUUUUGUUGUUUUUUUUGUUGGUUCUGCUUGUUGCUGAUGUCGCGAAACUCUUCUACAGAGGCUCUUCUAAGACUGUGGCCAAAAUAGAGAACGUCUGCAUUAGCAGCUGUCACAAAACGAGGCCUCCAGAUGUUUAACCACGAGCAAAACUGUGAUGAAACUCACUCUGACAUGUUCGGGAUGUUUGCGUAGGGCGCUGCAAUACUUUCUCAGUGUGUGUGUGUGUGUGUGUUUUUUCAUCUUUUUUUUCAUGUUCCCCUCCGUAUCAUGACGCUCCUGACUCACGAUUUUCUGAGAAGCCUGACACAUUUUCCUCCCAUGAGAGACAAAAGUGAUUUUCACUUUGUUUCAGGUUCGUUAUGAGUCAGUUGAAAGAAAGAGCAUCGAGGCUGCUUCCUCAUUUAUCAGCAUGCAGCUUGAAGAAAUGAGCACACAUACAAACACACACACAAACACACACACACACAGCCACAAAGUUAACGUCACUUCCAUAAGCUUGCUUCAAUCUGAAAGGCCGACACAGUUCAGUCUGCGAAGGUGAACAGAGUGACCUGUCUUUGGGAGGCGGGAAAUAUUAUAUAAAUAUAAUAUAAAUAUAAAAUAUGAGUAUAAAUAUAAAUAUAAGUGUUUGCCAGUCUUACCUAAACUGAAUGUAAUACACUCCUUAAAUAGAGAGGAGUUUGAAAUGUGAAGAACCUUUAAACUGUACUGAAUCACAGUAUUUAAAGCAUCAAGAUUUUUUCACAAUACACAAUACUCAUAAUUCUAAUUCUGCUGUUUUUUCACUGAAUUGUGCAGUUGGUCAGUUGGUAUGUUUAAGCACUGACUAUAUUCACAAACCAAAACUCUGAAAAUUCUUAUUGUCAAUCAUUAUAACAAAAGUUAUUGUCCAUCUCUACAAAUCAAUAAGUCAAGUUAUGACUCUUUAAAUCAUUUAUAAUUUCUAUAUACCAUUAUCGGAAGAUCGCCGGUUCGAAACCUGCUCCUUGCCAUCAGCAGCCGGAGUCCGAGAGAGCAUGAUUGGCCAUGCUCUCUCUGGGUGAGUUUAGAUGGCGAUCUCUCCCCACAUCACUCCUAGUCUGACGUUGGUCAGCACAGGCAUCUGUUAGCUGAUGUAUCAGAGCUGAGGACCUAGCACUUUCUUCUGAGUGCACUGAAUAGCUGGUAUUACUGCACUAUACUGCUCUAUUCUUCACGCUCCUAGUAUUGGGGCAAUCACUUGUGAUAAGGGCCUUGCAAAGUAGAAAGAAAAUGGGAUUAAAUUACAAACACAUUGCCUCAUUCGCAAUUUUUACAGAUAAUUUCUUCAUAAAACCCACAUACACAUUUUUUACAAAAACAAUUCUGGCAUACACAAACACACACACACACACACACACACACACACAAAGUUAACGUCACUUCCAUAAGCUUGCCUAAAUCUUAAAGGCCAACGGAGCUCAGUUACAAUGAUGUAAAGACUGUCCUAUAUUUGAGAGGCUGGUACCUUUUUUUGCUUGUUUGUUUAUUUUUCUUGAUUUGCGUAUUUAUUUAUUUGUUUAGUAACACUGUGCAAUAAGAGUACAUCAAACAACAGUACUUAUGACAGCAAUUAAUAUUGAUCAAUUGUUAAAUAAUGUCUCAACUGAUUAUUAACUGACACUAGUAAAGAUAAUAUUAAAUAUAACUAAUACAGCUCUGGAAAAAAUGUUGCUAUUUGACUAAAAUGAAUAUUGUUGUUUGUUUAUUCUAUAAACUA
Messenger RNA from Astyanax mexicanus (Mexican tetra), 2589 nucleotides. RefSeq lists its product as uncharacterized. Lineage: Eukaryota; Metazoa; Chordata; Actinopteri; Characiformes; Acestrorhamphidae. The record is from RefSeq and is a predicted model, not a curated record. Gene Ontology annotation, biological process: immune response. The coding region runs from base 63 to 752 and encodes 229 amino acids. Gene Ontology annotation, cellular component: membrane. Gene Ontology annotation, molecular function: tumor necrosis factor receptor binding. The transcript has 6 exons.